AUGAUGAUAACUAUGAGAGCUACUAUGAGAGCAAAUAUGACUAUGAGGAGGUUUUCGAGUUGUCGAAAGAUUUCUAUGACAUUUGAAGGCAAUACACGGGGUAUAGCAGCUACUCCCGAAGAACGUAUGCAAAGGAUAUUUGGGGGCAGAUUGAAGGGAGAACCACCAAAAUCGACCAGCAGAAUAUUAACUGGAGGUUCAAAAUUGAUAGCUGGUGUUGAAGUUCCUGAAAAGCCUGGUCAGCCUGAUAAUUGUUGCAUGUCAGGUUGUGUCAACUGUGUCUGGGAGCUAUAUAAUGAUGAUGUUAGAUACUGGAAGCAGAAAAGGAACGAAGCUGCAUUGAAGAUUAGGGAUUCUACCGAAGUAUGGCCCAGCAACUGGGAUCCUCCUUUGGAUAAGCUGGAAAUGAAGAAUCUCCCACCCACGCUUCACGGAAAGAAAAUGAAAUUGGAAGAAGACUUAGCCAAACAACACCAGACUGUUGCUAAUUUAUUUCCAAAGAGAACAAAUCCUCUACCGAAGUCUGUUCAGCAAGCAAAGCAAAGGAACUUGGCGAAAAAGAUACAUACCCCAGUAGAGGAGAACGAUGGCUGGGAUGAUAUACCGGUUUACAUUAAGGCGUUUGCUGAAUUUGAAAGACAAAGAAAACUGAAAAAGAAUAAAAUUCAGCCACAAACUUCGCAUUAA
Messenger RNA from Nakaseomyces glabratus, 687 nucleotides. It is a transcript of the gene DPC25, whose product is annotated as Dpc25p. Lineage: Eukaryota; Fungi; Ascomycota; Saccharomycetes; Saccharomycetales; Saccharomycetaceae. Gene Ontology annotation, cellular component: mitochondrion. The record is from RefSeq and is a predicted model, not a curated record.